This is a messenger RNA of Prunus armeniaca (apricot), 921 nucleotides long. NCBI's taxonomy places the organism in Eukaryota, Viridiplantae, Streptophyta, Magnoliopsida, Rosales, Rosaceae. The record is from the annotation of a GenBank genome assembly.
AUGGCCGUACUCAGCCGCCUCCAGCUCGUUGCAUCUCAGCUAACGCGCCGCGGCCUCGGCCUUCCGGCCCGGCGAGGCUACGGGUCGGCGGCUGCGGCUCAGCUGCAGUACGAUGACGACUAUUACUACGAAGAUGAGGAAGAAGAUCGGAGGACGGCGAGUCGGAAUCGAAUGUUGGACUCCGACGGGUGGGUCCCGGGGAGAGGGAUACAGUGGGUGUUGAUAGGGGACAGAGGGGCAAAGAAGCACUUGUACACCGAGAGGCUCUCGAAGCUUCUGGAUGUUCCGCACAUUUCUAUGGGCACCCUCGUCCGCCAGGAGCUCAGCCCUCGCUCUUCUCUCUACAAGCAGAUUGCCAAUGCGGUGAAUGAAGGAAAGCUUGUUCCGGACGAAGUGAUUUUUGCAUUGUUGUCAAAGAGGUUGGAAGAAGGAUACUACAGAGGUGAAAACGGAUUCAUUCUUGAUGGAAUUCCUCGAACAAGAAUGCAAGCUGAGAUUGUUGACCAAAUUGUGGAUAUUGAUUUGGUAGUGAAUUUCAAAUGCGCGAAUGAGAACUUGGUGAAGCAGAAUCUAGGAACUGAAAGCUCCUCUGCUUGUCAGGAAUAUCUUAGCUUGAGCAACUCCAUCCCCAUGCGUAAUCUAAAUAUGCAGUUGCCGGAUGAACGACUGAAAUCCUCCACUGCUGAUGCAGAGCAGUUUAUGACCGUUGGAAAAUGGAAAUGUGAAUUGUUGCUAAUUGGCCGGUUAUCCAUUCCUCUCUUAUCUCAGAGCAAGUCGUUGGAAGAUUACUACAGAAAACAGAACAAACUCAUCGAUUUUCAAGUCAAAGCUGCGCCCGGAGAAACCUGGAAGGGGCUGUUGGCUGCUUUACAUCUCCAGCAUAUAAAUGCUGUCAGUUCUUCCCAGAAGCUAACUGCAUGA